AUGAGGUUAUUCUCUGCGGCUAUCCUCGCUCUGACUCCCAGCGCCAAGACUCUGACCGGUAAGAUAGUCAUCCCCAGACUGGUCACGAACGAAGAGGGAGCAGUCGGCAAGAGUUGGUGGUACACUGAGGAAAAAAAUCCGUUCGGAGCCGAUUGGAAACGUCGCAAUUUGAACUUGACAAAAACAGUAAUCGAGGUUAUCCCCAUCGGGCAAUCGGAACCCAGUGCGCGGAUACAACCAGACUCCGACGGAUCCUUUAUCACACCCGACGUCAAGUCAGAUGUGCUGAUUCGGGCUUCACACCCAGCGUUCAUUUUUGAGUCAGCUCUUAUAUCAGUGGACGACAUUAACCCGUCAUCAGAUGAACAAGACAUAAGCAAUGAUGGCGUAAUUAGUGAUGGUGUAGAAGGUGAUAGGUUGCAUAUAUUCCGAGUUGAGCCGCACGAAGGUGUGAAGCGAAAGUUGAAGCGAUCUGGGGAAUUGGUGUUACCGGCGACAAAGAUUCUUUCCCCUUAUUCGAACCCCAAAGCCUUCUCUGUUUGGUCCUUGGUUAAGAAUCCCAUUGUUCUCCUGGGAGGAGGUAUGCUCUUCAUUUCCUAUGGGUUGCCUGCUCUCACUAAGGGCAUGGAUCUGGAUAAGCUUCGCGAAGAAGCGGGCAUUGCUUCAACCGGUCCCAGUCCGUUCACAGGUUCUUUUAUCCCACUCAUCAAGCAUAACCACAAAGACUAA
Gregarina niphandrodes is the source of this 729-nucleotide messenger RNA. RefSeq lists its product as hypothetical. The transcript has 2 exons. The coding region runs from base 1 to 729 and encodes 242 amino acids. The record is from RefSeq and is a predicted model, not a curated record. NCBI's taxonomy places the organism in Eukaryota, Apicomplexa, Conoidasida, Eugregarinorida, Gregarinidae.